Jatropha curcas is the source of this 1531-nucleotide messenger RNA. RefSeq names its product anthocyanidin 3-O-glucosyltransferase 2. The record is from RefSeq and is a predicted model, not a curated record. Gene Ontology annotation, molecular function: UDP-glucosyltransferase activity. NCBI's taxonomy places the organism in Eukaryota, Viridiplantae, Streptophyta, Magnoliopsida, Malpighiales, Euphorbiaceae.
AUGGAAAACACACAGCUGCUAUUCGUCCCUUUUCCUGUUAUAGGCCACCUUAUAGCCAUGGUGGAAUUGACAAAGCUUCUUCUUAGCCGCGACCACCGACUCUCCGUCACUGUUCUUAUCAUGAAGCUAUCUAUUUUUGAUUCCAAUGUUAUUAAAAAUUAUAUUCAAUCAUUUGCACCCUCCACUUCUUUAUCAAAUCGAAUCCGAUUCAUUGACUUGCCCGAAGACAAGUUCGACGAACCAUUUAUUUUCGCUUCUUUUAUUGAGAGACAGAAACUUCAUGUCAAACAAGUUGUUUCUGAGAUAAAUCAACCUGGUUCUGAUUCGCCUAGACUCGCUGGGUUCGUUCAUGAUAUGUUUUGCACGGGAAUGAUAGAUGUCGCUAAUGAUUUUGGUGUUCCCUCCUAUAUUUUCUUUACUUCAAGUGCAGCAUUUCUUGGUUUCAUGCUUCAUAUGCUGGUGAUUUACGAUGAACAGAAUGUUGAUCCAACUGAGUUGAAGGAAUCCGACACUGAGUUAGCAGUGCCGAGUUUAGUACACCCAUUUCCCGCUAAGUUUAUGCCUUCUGCGCUGUUACAAAAGGAGUGGCUUCAUCCGUUGCUCGACAACUUCAGAAGGUUCAAGGAAGCUGAGGGUAUCAUCGUAAAUACGUUCUUUGAGCUAGAAUCCUAUGCGAUCGAGUCUUUUAAUAAUGGUAAAACUAAAAAAACUUCUUCCUUGUUUCCAGUGGGUCCCAUUUUGAAUCUGGAGUGUGAUACAAGCAGCAAACAGCAGGAAAUCAUCCAAUGGCUGGAUGAUCAACCUGCAUCAUCAGUGGUGUUCCUGUGCUUUGGGAGCAUGGGAAGUUUUGGUGAGGAUCAAGUGAAAGAGAUUGCCUAUGCAUUAGAACAUAGUGGGCAUCAUUUCUUGUGGUCCCUACGUCGACCUCCGCCAACAGGUAAGAUAGAAUCUCCAAGUGACUACGAGAAUCCACAGGAAGUUUUGCCUGAAGGAUUCUUAGAUCGAACGGCUAAGAUUGGAAAGAUAGUUGGAUGGGCUCCACAAGUAGCUAUUUUAGCUCAUCAAGCCAUAGGAGGAUUUGUUUCUCACUGUGGAUGGAAUUCUACAUUGGAAAGCAUAUGGUAUGGUGUUCCAAUUGCCACGUGGCCAAUGUACGCAGAGCAGCAGUUUAAUGCUUUUGAAAUGGUGAUUGAAUUAGAAUUAGCCGUGGAAAUUAAAAUGGAUUACAGGAAAGAUAGCCAAAUAAUUGUAAAUUGUGAUGAAAUUGAAAGAGGAAUAAGGUGUGUGAUGGAGCAAGAUAGUGAAAAGAGAAAGAAAGUGAAGGAGAUGAGUGAAAGGAGCAGAAUGGCUUUAAUGGAAGGUGGGUCUUCAUGCAUUUGGUUGGAUUGUUUAAUAAAAGAUGUCAUCAGCAAUAUGUCAUAAUGAAAACGUUCCCAUUAUCAAUUUGGAAUAAUAUCAGAGAAUAAAAUUUUCCUACAACAAUGUUACUACAAGUGGAUUUGAAAAGUAAAUGCUUAAUAAUAUUACAUUA